Linnemannia hyalina is the source of this 2067-nucleotide messenger RNA. Lineage: Eukaryota; Fungi; Mortierellomycota; Mortierellomycetes; Mortierellales; Mortierellaceae. The record is from the annotation of a GenBank genome assembly.
AUGCCGACAGCACAGGAGAAGCGUGAACUCCUUUUCAACGUCAACAUACCCAUCGAGCUGCCCACAAAGGAAUUCGAGGACGACUGGUGGCCGCUCAUCUCAAACGCAUGGACUUGUAACUCGGGGCCUAAACCAACCCCCAUCGGCGCGCCCCUCGGCUACAUCAGGAACUACUCCUGUAGACUCGCCGCCAAAUACAACCCAAAACCCAAAGACACCUCCAACGACACCCCCGACACAAAACGCAGGAAAAGAACCUCUCGAGUCCCGUGCGAAUGCCAGGCUGCGAUCAAGAUCACUCAUGUCACCGCAACGGGGAUCACGACCGUCGAACGGAAUCAUUACGACACACCUGCGAUUCAUACGCAUUCGCUUGCGGAUGUCGACAAGGUCAGGAGGCCCGCUGCGAUCAAAACGUUGAUCGGCAAGGAGACUUUGAAAAGCAACAGCCCGCUGGAGACCAUUGCUUCUAUCAGGCAACUGGCCGAAGAAAGUGGGCUAGGCGAGGUGGCUGCCUUUGUGACACGCACGGAAUUAGUUAACACUCGCAGGAAACAACGACAGACAGAUUUGAAGCCAUUGGUGGGAGACGUUCAUGUUGACGGGGAAGUUCGAUCAGCGGCAGAGCUCUUGGUCACAAAGGGAUAUCAAUGGCUGUCGUUUGGAGGAACCACCGCUUCAGUACUGACGGGUGUCAUACCGCUUUUCAACAUCAAUAAUGGUGGUCUCGGCAGUAGCAGCAGCAGUAGCUCCAACAACAACACCAACACCAACAGCGGGAUCGCCGACCCUGCACAAGGACUCGUCUUUGCUCGGUCACAGCAAUUGGCCAAGAUGUCUACCCACGGCUGGCUUACACUAAUUGGCUCAGUGGAGGAUACCAACAAACAUGGCUGGAAACUCUUUACUCUCUUUGUGCGGGAUUGUCUCGGUUGCUGGGAUUCAGGAGCGCACUUCUUUGUGAGCGACACAAACAGCUCAACAAUCGCUCAAGCACUCCAGCUCGUGCGACAGCUUGCACCCUCAUGGCAACCACGUUACAUGCUGACGGAUCGGUCUCCUGCCGUUACUGCCGGCAUCGAGAUCACCUUCCCCAAGGCCACACAUGGAGAGCAACAGGCGGACCAGCAAGAGUGCAAGGUCAUUUUUUCCGCGACACAUACGAUGCAGGUCUGGGAGCGGAGCAUUACCGCUCCUCAGACACGACAAAUGAUGGUACAGGCGCUUCACUGCAGGACUCGACUUGGCUUUGAACAUAUGAUAGAGAAGGCACUUAGCGGCUGCAACAACCAAGAGACCAAACAGCACAUCAAAGACUGCAUCGUCAGUACAGAUCGAUGGGCGUUGUUUGCACGUCAGGAGUCGCCCUUUUUGCUUCAAGCCGCCUCACUCUCCAUCCUUGACGCCUACCACCACGAAGUCAAGCGUCUCUCAUCUGUCACUCGCGGUCUCAUUGGAACAAGUCGAGCCGUCAUGGAGUUGGACGAUAUCAAUACGGAACUCGCGCUCAAAGCUCGAACAGCAUCAUGCACCAACGAAAGCACCCGCAUCGACGACAUCCGAUCCCCACUUCUUAGCCACAUCAAGCACUUUCCCUACACCGUCCAAACCCUCCUCGUGGACGAAGCGCGUGCGAUGAACGCAAGGAUCGCCAAAGGCAAACGACCCCCAGGAUUGAAACAUCUCCGGUGCGGAUGCGAUUUCUUCAACAAGUACUUACUCCCCUGUCGACAUAUCCUUCAUAUGGCGCUGUUUGGAGAUUUGAGUUCGGGAAAGGAACCGUCAUUUCUGAGUGAUGCGGAUUGGAUGCUAUUUCAGGAUAUGUUCACGAAGAAGGAAGGAUUGGAUGUCUACCGGACGAGGAACCCUGUAGCGAGGAAUGGUCAUGAGGUUGUAGAGAAGACGGCUGAGGAGGGAGGCAAGGAGGAAGUGGACAGGUUGAAAAUGGAGGAGCUGUUUGAGAGGUCUCAGCGACUGUAUCAGGAUCUGGCCGAUCGAAGCGAUCAGAAGGGACUUGAGGCGCUUGUUGCUGACCUUGAGGCCUUUUCUUCUCGUCAACCAUUUUAA